Molecule: messenger RNA, 719 nt
Organism: Spodoptera litura
Lineage: Eukaryota; Metazoa; Arthropoda; Insecta; Lepidoptera; Noctuidae
Gene: Ufc1
Product: Ubiquitin-fold modifier conjugating enzyme 1
Biological process (GO): protein K69-linked ufmylation
Cellular component (GO): cytoplasm
Molecular function (GO): UFM1 conjugating enzyme activity
Source: RefSeq, a predicted model, not a curated record
AUGACGUUUAACUUCGGCCAGUGACAGCCCCAGGUACACACGUUUGCAGUAUUUUGUAAAUUAUACAAAAAAUACUCUCGUAACUUUCCAAUUAGAUUUAGAAUGAAAUAGUAUAAUUAAACAAUAACAAUGGUAGAUGAAGGUACUAGGAAAACUUUAAGCAGCAUACCUUUGCUUCAAACUAAAGCUGGCCCCAGAGACAAGGAAUUAUGGACUACUAGGCUGAAAGAGGAAUAUCAGGCUUUAAUCAAGUAUGUCCAAAAUAACAAGGCAGCUGACAAUGACUGGUUCAGGUUGGAAUCUGAUAAAACUGGUACGAAAUGGUUUGGCAAGUGCUGGUACGUUCACAACCUGCUGAAGUAUGAGUUCGAUUUAGAGUUUGACAUUCCAAUAACAUAUCCAACGACAGCUCCGGAGUUGGCUCUACCUGGUUUAGAUGGCAAAACAGCUAAAAUGUACCGAGGAGGCAAGAUAUGCUUGACGGACCAUUUCAAGCCGCUGUGGGCACGGAAUGUGCCCAGGUUCGGGAUAGCACAUGCCAUGGCUUUGGGGCUUGGACCCUGGUUAGCCGUCGAAAUACCUGAACUGAUUGAAAAGGGAGUCGUGACAUACCAAGAGAAAUCGGAAGAAGCGAAAUAACAGAACAACAUAUAUAAUAUAAUACAUUGUACAUACAUUUAUUACUAUGAUGCAGAAAUAUAUAUUAUGUUUUUAUAUAA